Molecule: messenger RNA, 792 nt
Organism: Cryptomeria japonica (Japanese cedar)
Lineage: Eukaryota; Viridiplantae; Streptophyta; Pinopsida; Cupressales; Cupressaceae
Product: F-box/kelch-repeat protein At2g44130
Exons: 1
Coding region: 1-792 (263 amino acids)
Biological process (GO): negative regulation of cytokinin-activated signaling pathway; regulation of phenylpropanoid metabolic process
Molecular function (GO): protein binding
Source: RefSeq, a predicted model, not a curated record
AUGGAAAUAAUUCCGGGCCUUCCAAAAGAUUUAGCAGUGCAAUGUCUGGUAAGGGUUCCAUACAAAUUCAACCGCAAACUGAUGGCCGUCUCCAAGAGCUGGAAUGCUCUACUCACCUCUGCACACUUUUUCAAAGAGCGGCAACGCCGUGGCGACUACGAGGAGGUAGCAGUUUUUCUUCCCCAAACCGGAAAAACUAAAAGUGAUUUCAGUGUAAUUAUUUACAGCCACCUUGGGCACUGUUUGGAAUCUCUGCCUCAAAUCCCCAGAGAAUUUAAACUAGAAUAUACAGACUAUUAUCAGUCCAUGUUUGUUAGGUCAAGACAACUACUACUUGUUCUGGGGCUUCUCAACACCUGCACCGACAUGGAAGGUGUGUUAAUAUUUGAUUUUUUAUCUCGCAAAUGGCGGCUGGGAACAGACAUGACAUGCAGCCGAUGCUACUUUGCGUGUGACCCGUCAUCGAGUGAAGGACUCGUGUAUAUUGCCGGCGGUUUCCACAGGAAGACUUUCAGUCCCUAUCUAGAAGCUUUUGUUUACAAUGUAGAGGAAAACAAGUGGGAUUUUCUUCCUCCUAUGAGUUUCGAUCCUAAUCCCUGCGCUGGUGCUUGUCUUGAUGGUAAGUUUUAUGUAGUCCCAUUGAGAAGGUACACCGUGCAAGUUUAUGAUCCUCACACUCGACAAUGGAAAAAUAUCAUGAAAUCCGAUAUUGAAUGGGCACAGGAUAUUUGGAGCGGGCGACCCUACGAUAUCGUGCGGGCAUGCUCACAGCUGCGUAGACUCUGUCUAUAA